Molecule: messenger RNA, 1854 nt
Organism: Beauveria bassiana ARSEF 2860
Lineage: Eukaryota; Fungi; Ascomycota; Sordariomycetes; Hypocreales; Cordycipitaceae
Product: General substrate transporter
Exons: 3
Coding region: 1-1854 (617 amino acids)
Biological process (GO): transmembrane transport; carbohydrate transport
Cellular component (GO): membrane
Molecular function (GO): carbohydrate:proton symporter activity
Source: RefSeq, a predicted model, not a curated record
AUGAAGGCUCCCACACAGGCACCGUCACAUUCACCCUCGCAGUCACCACAUUCGCCUUCUACGCCGGCUACACCUUCACCCAAUCUCGAUCACGCUCUUCCACUUCCCUCACCCGCCUCACCCGCCUCCGAGUCCGUCUAUACCCCAGCCGACGACAUUCGCCCCUCUCCCGGCUCUAAGCUUGCCGACGACGACGAAAGCGACAGCCAUGGGCCUGCCAAUAUGCAUCUCCCACCACCAAUGAAGACGAUAGACCGCUUCAAGCAUUUCAAUGGCAUGCUAGUCUUUUUCAUGCUAUACAUGGCGCUAUGCGCCUUCAACUAUGGCUUUGAUGUCGGCACUUUUAGCGGCGUCCAAGGCAUGCACAGUUUUUCCCGGCGCUUCGGCGAAUACAACGAGAAGAAAAACGUCUUUGCAAUACCCGCAUGGCUCCUCUCCGUCAUGACUGCCACUCCCUUUCUCGGAAAAGCUGUUGGCUGUGUCAUUUGCGGACCAAUUGCCGAGAAACGCGGUCGCAAAUUCGCCAUUUUCGGUCUCUGCAUCUUGUCAUUCAUUGGCGUUACCCUCCAAACUACGGCCGCUUCGGCCGCUCAAUUCACCGUCGGCCGCAUCUUCACCUUUGCCAUGACGGGCAUGACCAUUGUUGUCGUCCCCAUCUUCCAAGCUGAAGCCUCGCCCCGCGUCCUUCGUGGCAUGUUUGGCUCUACAAUACAGGCCAUGGUACUCUUUGGCCAAGUCAUUUCCACUUUGGUCACAUACGGCACCGAGACGAUGAAUAGUGCCGCCGGCUGGCGCAUACCCAUUGGCCUUCAGUUCAUCGCCCCAUGCCUGCUUUGCGGCAUGCUCUACUUUUUACCGGAAUCCCCUCGUUGGCUUCUCAGCCGCGGUCGGCGCGAAGAGGCCAUUGAGAGUCUUGCCAAGUUUCGCAAAAGGACAACUCUUGAAGAAGUCGCCGUCGAGCUAGACGGCAUUGCCCUUUCUCACAAUCGAGAGAAUCAGGGAACUUGGUCGGAAGUGUUUGGCCCAGAAAACCGUUUACGCACCGCCGUCGCCACCCUUGCCAUGUUUGGUCAGCAAAUUACUGGCCAGGCCUUUGCCUCGCAAUACGCCGUCGUCUUUUACCAGUCGCAGGGCUUUGGAACAUCUGCAUUCCUCUUCAAUGUCCUUAACAGCGUUAUUAGUUUGCUCGCUGUUAUGAUCACAUGGCUCUUUGUCGACUCGACCGGCCGCAGACCUGUUCUUUUACUUGGCGGCACUUUCAUGGCAGUCUUCUUCUUCAUCUUUGGAAGUGUCGGCAGCAUCCACGAAGACAAUAGAAGCCCAGCCAUGACAAACCUCAUGGUAGCUUGUCUCAUGCUUUUCUACUUUUUCUACAACCUUUCAUGGGCCCCUGUGUCUUUUAUUGUCGUGUCGGAGAUUGCGGCGCAGCGGGUUCGCGAAAAGACGAAUCUUUUCGCCUGCGUGAUAUCCGUCCUGACCACUUUUGUCACUUCGUUCACGAUCCCAUACCUCAUUUCUGACAAGUUUGCCAACCUCGGUGCGCGGGUUGGCUAUAUUUACGGAUCUACGAGCCUCAUCAUGAUUGUUGCUACGUACUUUUUCAUCCCUGAGCUCAAAGGGCGGACACUAGAAGAGGUUGAUCAAUUAUUCGCAAGCGGUAUGCCUCUUCGUCAGUUUGGGAAGAUUCCCACACGUAGCCCGCAAGACGCCUAUCAGAUUGAACAGGAGCGACAGAUGCGGCUGGACGACGAGGCUCGACAAAUGCAAACCGACAUACCACUCGAGACAGUGGCGCAGCCAGAUGGUACAAAUGAAAAGGCAUCACGAGUACAGACGGGGCACCAAGCUGUCUAA